AUGACGACGACGACGGCUAUGUCAAAUCUUCCAAAUGAUUUGGUAGAGGAUAUUGUCUUUAGGGUUCCUUGGAAAUACAUGAGAGCGGUGCGAUUAACUUGCAAAAACUGGAACACUUUGUUCGAAAGCCAAAGCUUUACGAAGAUGCACAUUGACAAAGAAAAAGCAGCAGCGAAGGAAUUAGGGGAGACUCGGAAGGUCGUGUUGAUGGAUUACAACGUUUAUCUAAUGGGAAUCACCGUCAAUGAGAAUCCAUCUAUACAGUGUUUAGGUAAACUUACUUGCCAAGACAAACAAGUCAAGAUAUACAAAGUCUUUCAUUGUGAGGGUUUAUUGUUAUGCAUCUUGAAAGAAGAUGAUACUAAGAUUGUGGUUUGUAAUCCGUAUUUGGGACAAACAAGGUGGAUCCAAACCAUAAGUUUUUACCGUCCAACUGAAUGGAAAGGACGGGAUUUUUUCAAAUACGCUCUCGGGUACGAAAAUUAUAGUGAGAACAUAUCUUUUCGUAGGCCCAAAAUUUUGAGGUUUAUAGAUAAUUAUAGUCGUUGCGUAAACCUCAAAGACGCUGUUAUACGUUAUGAAAUCUACAGUUUUGAUACUGAUUUAUGGACUACUCUCGAUGUGACACCACGCUGGCGUAUAGAAUCUCACUGUGGUAUUUCUCUCAAGGGAGACACUUACUGGGUCGCUGCAGAACGAAACGCAUUCGGAAAACUUGAUCAUAUAAUCUGUUUUGAUUUUACAAGAGAGAGAUUCGGACCGCUCCUGCCUUUACCGUUUCAGGCUUGGAGGAAACUGUUUGCGUCACUAUCUUUGGUUAGAGAAGAGAAUAUUGCAGCUUUAUUUCAGACGUUUGGAUGUAAGAUUGAGAUAUGGAUUACGACUAAGAUUGAUGACGAAAGUGUGUUGUGGAGCCACUUCUUCACAACCAAUAUGCCAUACCUUGACAUGACGCUUUCAUUUAAUACUUUCUUCGUUGACGAGGAGAAGGAAGUUGCUGUGGUUUUUGAUAAAGAAAGAAACGGAACCCAGAACACUGUUAAUAUCAUGGGAGAGACUGGAUGCUUGACGAAACUGGAGCUUGGAGAACCCAUGAACAAAAACAGUUUGCCACGUGUGUGCUCUUAUGUUCCAAGUCUAGUGCAAAUCAAGCAACAUAAAGGAGGCAAAAGGACUGAAGUCAAGAAGAAAAAAGGAGGCAAAAGGAGAAAAUGGAGCCAUUAG
Camelina sativa (false flax) is the source of this 1224-nucleotide messenger RNA. The record is from RefSeq and is a predicted model, not a curated record. Lineage: Eukaryota; Viridiplantae; Streptophyta; Magnoliopsida; Brassicales; Brassicaceae.